This is a messenger RNA of Zasmidium cellare ATCC 36951, 1728 nucleotides long. RefSeq lists its product as uncharacterized. The coding region runs from base 1 to 1728 and encodes 575 amino acids. The transcript has 5 exons. NCBI's taxonomy places the organism in Eukaryota, Fungi, Ascomycota, Dothideomycetes, Mycosphaerellales, Mycosphaerellaceae. The record is from RefSeq and is a predicted model, not a curated record.
AUGACCACCAGCACCAGCACUUAUGGCUCGAGCGAUCCGGCAUCAAGAACUACAAACUACGAGGGACGACAGUGUGUUCCAUGCAGCUAUGUGAGAGCAUCGAGCACCCUCAGAAAACGACUCGUGGCUUGCUGUGAUGGGACAUUCUGCUCUUCAGACAAGGGCAAAGAGAACUAUGCGACCAACAUCACUCGACUUUGCCGAAUUAUCGCCAACACUGGUUUGGAUGAGAACAAGCAGCCAAUUACACAGCUGGUCAAUUAUCAAUCUGGCGUUGGAACUGGCUGGCUCACGCCUUUGAACAGAGAUUUGCAAGCCUUGGGUGAUGGCCUCACCGAGAAAGUAUGUGAGCAGUACAACUAUCUUGUCAACAAUUAUGGUCCUGGGGACGAGAUAUUCAUUUUCGGCUUCUCAAGAGGUUCAUACACGGCUCGUGCUCUAGCCAGCUUUAUCUGUCAGAUAGGCCUGCUGAACCCAGGCAUGAUUAACUACUUUGCCGAGAUUUUCAACGCCUACAAGCGUCGAGAUCGCAAGACCGAAAAGGACUUCAAGCAUAUGAGGUGGGCUCAGGAAUACGUGAGACCUGGUGAGCUAGGGUUCGACAGUGAUUGCCGCGAGAGGUGGACCCGAUAUGAGUGGAUUAGAGAAUGGGCACACUAUCACGUCGAGGUGAAGGUUGUUGGCGUCUUCGACACGGUGGGAAGUAUCGGCAUGUCAGGCUAUGUACGCCAGCCUGGGGAGGAUGUCUCCUUUCAUCAGAGCAGGCUGCAUCCUAAGAUUCGCCACGCGUUCCAUGCUCUAGCCUUGGACGAGUCGCGAGGCAACUUUCCACCUACUAUGUUCUAUCUGGAUCAAGAAUGUAUCAAAGCUGGCGUCAAACUUCGGCAAUGUUGGUUUCCAGGUUAUCAUGGCUGUGUCGGCGGCAUGAGCAGAGCGCAAGACGACCGCAACAGCGUGGACGAAAUUGCGCUGGCCUGGAUGAUCGACCAGUUGACUAAGGAAAACCUCUUGCAAAUCAACAAGCGAGCACUGGAGUAUCCGAUCCUAAAUCGUCUCGCCACCAACAUCAGGCCUAACGACUCCAAGAGCCCAGCGCCACGAACACCUCAAGAAGCCAAUGAACGGCGCAUCGACUGGUCCGACGGCAAAUUGAUCGAUACGCAGAAGCUGGGUUGGCAUCUAGCAUCAGAAAUAGCCACUCAACGAUGGGACUACGUCCGCCAACCUGGCCAGUAUUACGCCACGGAGAAAGUCAACGGCAAAACGUACAGUCUCGACUACACCUACUUCGACGAGAUGAUCCACCCAUGUGUCUACCAUCGCAUCAAAAACCGCGACUACGAGCCUCGCAGUAUGCCAUCGGAUCGAUGGAGCAGACACCGAAAAUCAAACGGCCGCGGUCACGAAUGGGUCAAAUAUGAUCGAAACGGCAAACCAGUCGUCCGGAUUCCAGAAUACGUUAUUCCGCAUAUCGACGUGCCCGAUUAUGGCAUGCAACAUUGGACGUCGUGUCUGGAGGCUAGGAUUGCUCCUGGGGAUUAUUUGUAUAAGCUAGACCAGGCGAAUGGUGUUGUUCGUGGUAGCAGCAAGCGACCUAGACCUGUUACGCAUGAUUCUGGGUAUGGAGGGGGUUCUGAUGAGUAUCUGUCUGUCGAGACUCUGAAGAUCACGACCACUGAUCGGCCAUCUUCGAGAGGUUUUGCGAGGGAGUACUAUGAAGGUGGUUGA